Nanorana parkeri is the source of this 716-nucleotide messenger RNA. It is a transcript of the gene MRPS10, whose product is annotated as mitochondrial ribosomal protein S10. Gene Ontology annotation, molecular function: structural constituent of ribosome. NCBI's taxonomy places the organism in Eukaryota, Metazoa, Chordata, Amphibia, Anura, Dicroglossidae. Gene Ontology annotation, biological process: translation. Gene Ontology annotation, cellular component: mitochondrial small ribosomal subunit; mitochondrion; ribosome. The transcript is spliced from 7 exons. Bases 43 to 666 code for a protein of 207 amino acids. The record is from RefSeq and is a predicted model, not a curated record.
GAUGCGCGACGGAAGUUAGUACUGAGCCACACAGAGGGGAAAAUGAACGCUUGUAGGGGAUUUGCCCUUCUGAGCCGCAGUGUCCGGGAUGUGGCCCGCUGUCAGGUGCUCAGAACAAGACCAUCGCCUUGUGCAUGUGCCAUUACACAGACAUAUCGACAUGUUGCGAAUACGAGCACUGCUGUAAGUGUGCAGCCGGCUGUCCCCCAAACAACUGACAUACCGUCCAGAGUCCAGAAGCUGAUAAGCACCACUGAUGAAGCAGACAUCCUGUAUAAGAAGAUAGAAGUGUUAGCAAAAAGCCAUGACAAAUCUGUUCUGGACAGCUAUGAGUACUUUACGGUGCUGGCAGCUAAUGAACUUGGCAUCAGUGUGGAGAGGGUGUAUGAACCAAAAAGGAAAAUGGAGCGAUUUACCCUUUUAAAAUCGAUACACGUUUACAAGAAACACAGAGUCCAGUAUGAAAUGAGAACAUAUUACAGGUGCUUAGAGCUGAAACACUUGACUGGGAGUACCGCGAAUGUCUACCUAGAAUAUAUACAGCGUAAUGUCCCAGAAGGCGUUGCUUUAGAAAUCACAAAAACUAAGAUUGAGAAGAUACCAGAUCAUCUGAAAACUCCAGUAUGGGACACACCGACAGCUGAGGAACAGAAAGAGCCAUCUUGAUUUUAAAAAGCUUUAUUUAAAUUGUCGUAAUAAAUUUUUGUCUUUUCACA